Nicotiana attenuata is the source of this 1386-nucleotide messenger RNA. Its product is annotated as probable protein phosphatase DDB_G0282105. The coding region runs from base 1 to 1386 and encodes 461 amino acids. NCBI's taxonomy places the organism in Eukaryota, Viridiplantae, Streptophyta, Magnoliopsida, Solanales, Solanaceae. The record is from RefSeq and is a predicted model, not a curated record. The transcript is spliced from 2 exons.
AUGGCAGUGGAAACUGAAGCAACGAAAUAUGACUCAUUGUUUGCGCUGAUGGCUCAGUCUGACGAUGAUGAAGAGGACGAAAAUGAUGAGGUAAAUUCCAGGGAUGUUCAGAGAAAUCUGAAGUCUUACUCUUCUAAGAAACUAAUGUCAUUAACAAAUGUUCUAAUUGAUGCAUAUUAUAUUCUUAUUAAUGAUAAGGAUAUCUUGACCAUAGAGCUAGGAGAUGCUGAACAAUCUAGAGAUGAUCUGGUGGUCUGUGUAGUUGAUCUAAAUAAGACCAUAGCUAAACUUGAAAUUGAAAAGGAAGCUUUGAAUGAAAAACUAAACAGUGUAGAAAAUGAGAGAGAUGACUUGAUGGUUGUGGUUGUUGAUUUGAAGGAAACCAUAGAAAGCUUUAGCAAUGAAAAGCACACUCUAGAAGAGAAAAUUGCAGCUACUGAGCAAGAGAGGGAUGACUUUUUGGUGAUAAUCACAGACCUAGAGGAAACUAUUGAGGGAGUCAAAUCAGAACUUAGGCCUGCAAGUAUUGAGAAAGGGAAAGAAGUAGCUAGUGAGACUCACAUCAAGCUUGAAAAGGAAUUAAAUAAUGUUAAAACUAGUCUAUGUAGUUUACUGGAGAAAAAUAGGCAACUUCAAGCUGAAUUGGAGAGAGUAAAAAUUGACCUAGAAAAAUCUCUUAAAUGGAAAUGGUCCUCAAAAGCUGUCACCGCUAUGUACCUCAACAAUAGUGGAAACAGACAUGGAGUCGGGUUCCAAAAGGAAAAAAUUCCUUACAACCCUCACAGCAAGGUGAGACUUUCGAGGUGUUUGUGUCUUUGUCGAGAAGAUCCACAUGAAGAUGGAAUUGAAAAUGGAAUUACUCACAACUUCUCAGUACCAAGGACACAAUGUGUGAAAGAAAGUGUUCAUGUGCUAUUCAAUGAGACACCCUCCUCUAACAAGGGAGGAAACAUUGAUGUUCUAGAAAAUGAAGCACUUUUGGUUCUAGGGGAAGUAUCUGAUGUUUCAAAUAGCAAGGCUGAUAUGAUGAGUCAAAUGAAGGAGAUAGGUGAAGACAAUACAACAUCCUCUUCCACUUCUCAAGAGGGACCUGGUACUCCAAUUACUACCACUGAAGCUGUAGGAAGAGUUGGAGAUGUAUCGCAAGGUACUCCACAAGUAGUAGAACAAGGAGUGCAGAGAAAUCCACUUAAUUUACCCAGUUCCUCUAAUAAUCAAACUUCAGUCCUCAAAAGGAAACACAAAAGCUUCCAUCCACUUGAUAACAUAAUCACCCCCUUGAGGCUGGAUUCAGACAAGAUCAAAAUCCAGAAAUUCCCUAGUCCUCUCUGUAUUUUUAUUCCAGAUAAAACCCAAGAAUAUCAAGGAAGACUUGAAGGAUGCUGA